This is a messenger RNA of Hermetia illucens (black soldier fly), 2325 nucleotides long. It is a transcript of the gene Mocs1, whose product is annotated as molybdenum cofactor biosynthesis protein 1. Gene Ontology annotation, biological process: Mo-molybdopterin cofactor biosynthetic process. The record is from RefSeq and is a predicted model, not a curated record. The transcript has 7 exons. Bases 282 to 2117 code for a protein of 611 amino acids. NCBI's taxonomy places the organism in Eukaryota, Metazoa, Arthropoda, Insecta, Diptera, Stratiomyidae. Gene Ontology annotation, molecular function: metal ion binding; cyclic pyranopterin monophosphate synthase activity; 4 iron, 4 sulfur cluster binding.
GAGCAGGUAAUGUUCAGUAUCAGCAGUUGCUAGUGGCUCGUUUUUAACUUCUUACUAAAUCGUUGUGAGUCGGUAGUGAACGAUGUUUUGGAACUGACCUUAGUGCUGUUGCAAAAUGUGGUGCAAACCUGAGAUUGUCUACAGAAUCUCGUGACAACUUUUUUUUUUACCAGAACGGGUACAUGCGGAUUUGUAUCUGAUAGUGUGUUGAGCUUUUGCACUCGGUAUAACCUUGUAGAAAAUACAUAGGCAAUUGAUUCGGCUUCCUUGACUCCUCCAAAAUGAGGUUAGAACUUGUUCGUCAGGUUUCAGCCUUGCGCUCCGUAUUAAGUGCAUUAAAGGUAUACCAGCCGCGACAGCAUUCCACCGAUGUGAAACCUUUAGUAGCAGAACCAGUACCGAAACAGGAACCUCGUGAAACGUCAAAACUUGCAACUGCGCUCAAGCCUCGUCUGGAAGUGGUAUCACCUGUUGCAGCAACCGUGGAAAAAAGUCGAGAUCAGACCUCAGCUCUACUUGACACUUUUGGAAGAAAUCAUACAUAUCUAAGGAUAUCACUAACAGAAAGGUGUAACCUCCGAUGUACAUAUUGCAUGCCUGCAGAAGGUGUACAAUUAACUCAGAAGACUAAAUUACUUACAAAAGAAGAAAUUUUAUAUAUUGCAAAGCUCUUCGUUCAAGAAGGAGUUCGAAAAAUUCGGUUGACGGGCGGAGAACCAACUGUAAGAAAAGAUAUUGUGGAAAUAAUAGAGAAACUCAAGCAAUUACCCAAAUUAGAAAGUGUUGGAAUUACAACGAACGCAAUCAUGUUAACGCGUUUACUAGUUCCUAUGCAGCGAGCGGGUCUUGAUGCACUCAACAUUAGUUUGGAUACACUAAAGGUGAAUAAAUAUGAACAAAUUACUCGGCGGAAAGGAUGGGAGCGAGUUAUAGCUGGAAUCGACUUAGCCAUUCAGUUGGGCUAUAAGCCCAAAGUUAAUUGUGUACUAAUGAAAAACUUUAAUGAUGAUGAAAUUUGUGAUUUUGUGGAAUUCACCAAAGACCGAAACGUAGAUGUACGUUUCAUUGAGUAUAUGCCCUUCACAGGGAACAAAUGGCAGACCGACAAGAUGGUAACGUUCAAGGAAGCGAUGGAUGUUAUCAAAAACACUUGGCCGGAUUUCACCAGUCUUCCAAACGGACCUAAUGACACGUCAAAGGCGUACGCAGUCCCAGGGUACAAGGGGCAAGUAGGAUUUAUCACUUCAAUGACUGAACACUUUUGUGGAACGUGCAAUCGACUGCGAAUUACAGCAGAUGGCAAUCUAAAGGUUUGUCUUUUUGGGAAUAAAGAAGUAUCUUUACGUGAUGCGAUUCGAGGUGGCUGUUCUGAGAGCGAACUUAUAGAGUUGAUAUCCAGUGCUGUGAAGCGAAAAAAGAAGCAACAUGCAGCACCACUACCUCAACGAAUUCAACAGCCACUAGUAGACUUUCCAAUUUCUGUAUUACCUUCAUUACUAUUCGGAUUUAGAACUUCAUCUUUAAAAAUGCAGCAAACACGGAAUUAUCAUAAUUCAUCAACUCUAAGAAAUAAAGCCUUAACCCAUGUAGAUUCUCACGGCAAAGCGAAAAUGGUGGAUGUAUCUUCAAAGGGUGUAACUGCGCGUAUGGCCCAGGCUCAAGCGACCGUUUACAUUGGACCAGUCAUAACAAAACUUAUUCACGAAAAUAAUAUUGCAAAAGGAGACGUUCUAACCAUAGCUCAAUUGGCAGGGAUAAUGGGUGCCAAACGAACAGCCGAUAUCAUCCCCCUUUGUCACAACAUACCAUUGUCUUCCGUUGAUGUCAGAGCGGAACUUGCUAAAAAGGAAGAGUGCGUGGUUAUUCUGGCUACAGUUCGCUGCCAAGGAAAGACUGGCGUCGAAAUGGAAGCAUUGACAGCUGCAUCCGUCGCUGCCCUCACCGUUUAUGAUAUGUGCAAAGCUGUUUCACAUGAUAUUAUUAUUCGAGAUGUGAUGCUAAUAGAGAAAUCUGGAGGGAAAACGAAAUUCAAGCGGCUGGAAGAUGAUGGUUUUACAUUGAAUUAUAACAAAGAACCCAUGGACCUCAAGGAACCAUUUUAUCCGCUUCAUCAUUGAAAGUUUACGUUUCAAGUCACUACUUUACUAUAAAUAAGAACUGUGGAUCAAAAAUUAUAAGGCAACGUAUUUUCAGUAUAUUGUUAGACAUUAUAUACAUAUACAUAUGUUUUUUAAAGGACCUGGCUAGAAUUAAUCCUAUUUUUAUAUUCAUGCUCACGUAGCUAUUGAUAAAUUCACUUGGAAAAUAAAUACUUUUAUAUAAAGA